CGCACACAGCUCUAAUGGCGUUGGCGAUCGUCGAUACGGCUCGCACCGUUGAUGGCGCUCUGUGAACAGGGAUUCCCGCUGUUUGGCGCCGUUGGAGAAAGGCAAAUAGGCAGUAGGUAGGUACCAGGCAAGUACCAGGCAGGUAGGUCACCAAAGUUUCAGGUCCGACCUGACUGUUGGACAGGCUUCAACCGUGAUUGGCGCCAUUUUCUUUCUUUUCCCUGCUUUCGGCUACUUCUGGGCUUCAAUGUGGUGCUCCGGGUGCGCUGGCAAUCGGGUGUAGCCAGACGGUGUAGGCGGAUGAUGUGGCCGUUUGCCCUUCCAUGGCGCGCGCAGAAGUUGCAGAAGCAGGUACGGUGUCGCCUCCCGCCGCCAUGCCAUGCCAUGCGCUGCCAUGCGGUGCUCUGCACUGCACCGACCACACCACACCUACAGGACCAGCUGUACCUACACCUUUUCGCUCGGUCCUCGGUUCAGUUAUUCGUCGAAUCUCUCCCUCGCAUUCAUGCCUCAUAAUCACAACCAUCCGCCCGCAUCCGCGUGCGCGCAACCCCUUCCGCACCUACUCCAUUUCAUUUCCACACCACCCCCGCCACGCCUCCCCCACCUCACCCCACCCCACCAAUCUCAGCCGCAUCUCUUCCGCCGUUCCCACCAAUCUCAAACAAACCCCCGCCUGCCCACUGCCCGUCAGGGCACCGUACCGCACCGUACCUGUCACUUCCCGUCCCGUGUCGCGCCCCGAACCGUCCCGUCCCGUUCCAGACUUGAAGGCGCCACGCCACGCGACACGGCACCACACAUCUCCACGCGAGACCAUGGAUCGCAACAGCCAAAGCGACCAUCUGCAGGAGGGAAGCAGAAAUAAAAGCAAUGUCAGGAGCACACGCCUCCCCGCCACCAUAGGGCUAGACCUAGGCACAUCCUCGUCGUUCCGCUCGUCCGUAAGCAGGCACCCAGGCACGCGUUUGUUUCCCUUGCUUCAUGCCGACCAGCUUGAACGUUCCAGCAGCAGUACAGCAUCUUUCUUCUGUCUGGCCGGCUGACUCUUCGACCGUCCGAGGCAAACGCACGACUAUUUCCGAGGGCGUGGCGAUACGCACUCGUCCAUCCAUAUGUCCGUCUCUCCAUUAGUCUAGACUAUACUAUUUGUUUUCUUUCCUUU
Molecule: messenger RNA, 1165 nt
Organism: Aplosporella prunicola CBS 121167
Lineage: Eukaryota; Fungi; Ascomycota; Dothideomycetes; Botryosphaeriales; Aplosporellaceae
Exons: 1
Coding region: 324-1046 (240 amino acids)
Source: RefSeq, a predicted model, not a curated record